Helobdella robusta is the source of this 2977-nucleotide messenger RNA. RefSeq lists its product as hypothetical. The record is from RefSeq and is a predicted model, not a curated record. Gene Ontology annotation, cellular component: signaling receptor complex. The transcript has 9 exons. The coding region runs from base 1 to 2823 and encodes 940 amino acids. NCBI's taxonomy places the organism in Eukaryota, Metazoa, Annelida, Clitellata, Rhynchobdellida, Glossiphoniidae. Gene Ontology annotation, molecular function: ATP binding; protein binding; transmembrane receptor protein tyrosine kinase activity. Gene Ontology annotation, biological process: multicellular organism development; cell surface receptor protein tyrosine kinase signaling pathway; protein phosphorylation.
AUGAGAAUCAUCAUUAAAAAUUUAAGAAAACAUUUAGUUACGUCUGCUGAAUCACUCCAAUUUGAAACUCAUUCUACACUGAUAAAUCACUACUACCUCAUCAGUGUUUCGCAAAUCUCUCUUCAUCACAAUCACGAUCCAACAGGAAGUUUUCUACAUUUGGAAUCACUUCUUAAGAACCUGACGAAAUACGAAGGCACGAAAGCUGAAUUCGAAUGCGAGGUAGUUGGUCUGCCAGUGCCCACGUUUACCUGGUACAAAAACGAAAGGGUCUUGGUCGGCUCAAAUCUCCAUCAGAAAUAUGAAUUCAAAACUUCUCCGACCGGAAAUAUUUUGAAGGUUAAGAAAUUGCAGUUGGAAGAUGAAGGCCAGUACAAGUGCGUGGCUUCAAAUCCCCUCGGCACCAACACUACACACGCAUACCUUACCAUCAAACCAGCUAAAAACUCACCGACGAAAAAGAAAUCCCCAAACUCAAAUAACGACCUAAUUAACGACCAUUACGAAGAUGAUGACGAAGACGAUGACAAAGAGGAGGAUGAUGAUUACGAUAACGACGACGAUGAUGAUGAUGACGUCAUUUUGAAGCAGUCAAGAGGAAGAAAAUCUGGUAAUAUGGCAGGCAAGAAACAGAAAAACAAUAAUAUGGACGGUAACGAAUCCGGAUCAUGUGAAUCCUACCGAGGCUCCGUGUGUUCCAAGUUCAUCGACCAGUCCCUCAUAUUCGUCUACGACAUUCACCAUCAGAAUAUGCUAGAGGAGUGGAUGACAGACAUUAAGAAAAAGAGUCAGAGCCGAGGUCUGUGCAGAGAGGAUUGCGAAUCCCUGAAGACCAUGCACUGCGCCAGUGAGUACAAGCUCGUCAAGGAUGGCAUCAACUCUGUCAACCUGUUCGACUACAACCGGUUCGAAAACUUGCGGAAAAUUCUCGACUCCGCCAACUGCAGCACGUUGAGGAGUUACGCCCAGCAGACAUCCGCUGACUGCUACAACGUCAACGUCAUGAUGACGUCAUAUUUAACGGGCGACAAGUGUUUCAGUGAUAGAGGACAAACAUACCGAGGAGUGAUAUCAAGCAGUUCGUCAGGAAGGCCAUGUCUCAAGUGGUCCAGUGUUGGAAAGUUCUACGAGCAAACUGGCGUCGGCACGAUGCCCUCAUUGAUGACGCACAACUACUGUAGAAAUAAUGACCAAUCAAUGUCAAGUCCCUGGUGUUUUGUAGAUCACGAAGGUCUGCACAGGAUCGAAACAUGCUCUGUACUUAGGUGCGCUACAAACACGGAAAUACGAGAUGGGAGCAGUGAAAACGAAAACCAGCAGAGAGGCAUAUUAAUUGGAAUAUCUUGUGCUUUCCUGCUCAUCGUCAUCGUGCUUGUCAUCAUAUGCGCUAAAGUAAGAAAGCGAAAGUCGGAACAGAAGAAGAAGAAAUCAUCGGAUGAAUCUGAGGUUCUGCAACAGAAGUCCAACUCAAGCAUGCACAUGAAGCAACUGUCCGAUCGUCAGUCUAUGCAAACAUCAUCAACUACAAGCAGUGCACCAAACAGCAUACAUCCAUCAAACAUUUCUCUAAACUAUGAACUCUGUGAUGGAAUGUACGGGAAGAUUUAUAAAGGAGAUUUAUUGUCAGGUGGUACGGCAGUUACUGCCGUGUUCAAAACUUUAGAUCCUUCUACCGACCCACUGAUUGCGCCUGAAUUCUGGAUCAAGAUUGAUAUGAUGACUGAAUUUCAUCACCCGAAUAUAACUUGCGUCUUAGGUCUUAACAGAACUUCUCUGCCUUUCUUUGUUGCAUUUGAAGCCAGCGCUUACGGUGAUUUGAACGAGUAUUUAAAAUCAAAUUCCAGAGUUUUAGAAACAAAUGCCGUUGCCGAGCAGAAAUGUUUGUCGAGAGUUUCAAUACUUCCGCACACGGUUUUAAUAAGUGUAGCCGUCCAAGUUGCAGGAGCUUUGGAGUUUCUACACUCCAAAAAGUUUAUCCACUCGGAACUGAAUUCGCACAAUGUAUUUGUCUGCGAGAAUGGUUUGGUUAAAAUAUCUUUGGCCACUCCAGGAAGAGGCUUGCAUUAUUACAAAUUAAUCGCUUCUGCUAAGCCGAUUUUGCUGAGGUGGUCUGCUCCGGAGGUCAUAACAUCUCAAAUUUUCAGCGAAUAUAGUGACGUAUGGAUGUUCGGUGUUUUGCUUUGGGAGAUCUACAGCACAGGCGAGAUACCGUAUCGAAAUUUUUCAGACAUGGAAGUUAUGGAAAUGAUAAAAUCUUAUAGAAUUCUCACAAACCCUCCGCAAUGCCUGGCAAACAUUUACUCUCUGAUGGUGCAGUGCUGGCAUAAAAAUGCUCCCAGCAGACCAUCAGCUUCGGAGAUUCACGAGGAACUAAGACAGGUCUGGGCAGAACAAAACAAAUCACCAUCCGUCAACAACUCCUCCGGUUCCGAUAGAAGCCACAACAUUAACAACAACAAUAACAACAGUAAUAACAACAGUUGUAACGCAACACUUUAUGCAUUCGGAUGCCCUGUCAUGGCACAACCAUUCAUCACCGCGGUCCCACCCAACAAUUUCAAUCUCUCAAAUAAUUCUUACAAUCUGCUCAUAAAUCCAUCAAACAGUAGCCAACAGACAAUUUCAAACAAAAAACUUCCCUCAAGCUCUUCAUCGGCCAGUCAAAAAUCAUCUCCAUCCUCGUCGACAUGCAACUUCAAAACAAAGAACGUUAACCUGAUGGGAGGCAACUAUGGGCAGGUCGUGCUGGAGAGCGGCAUGAACAUCGGAGAUUGCAAGAACCAGUAUCUCAUGGGCGAAAUGUACAGCGAACAAAUCGUUUGACCGUUGUUUUAUUUACAUGAAAUUGUUGAGUUUGUUUUUAAGUUUUGAACUGGCAUAUAUCUUUUAUAUGAAGUUUUCAAUGAACAUGUUUUAUACUUGCUUUUGUUUGAUCUAUAAGAAAUUUAUUUUUAGUGUCUUUAAGCUUUUUAGAAAA